Messenger RNA from Fusarium tjaetaba, 2832 nucleotides. Its product is annotated as tol. The transcript has 4 exons. The record is from RefSeq and is a predicted model, not a curated record. Lineage: Eukaryota; Fungi; Ascomycota; Sordariomycetes; Hypocreales; Nectriaceae. The coding region runs from base 1 to 2832 and encodes 943 amino acids.
AUGACUUCAUCCUCAGAAUUACCUACUUACGUCAUACUCUGGGACUUUGAUGAAGAUGUCUCCGACCUUGAUGAGACCAACGCAGACGAAGCUAUAGCGUACAAUGGGCCUGGGGCAGCAGAAUACCAACUUCUGAGAGGGAAGAGGGAGGAACGCAAAAGAGAGCUUUGCCAGCGCAAAGACACUAUCAGAAAGCGCAGGGAAGAUGCAGGAGAGGAAGAGAAAAACAAGACUGACCAAGUGCGCGUAGUAUAUGAAGUCUUGGAGAUUUCCAUGUCCAGAAGCGAAUCUUCUCGACUAGGUCCUAUCGACAGCCAGUUCGAUCUCCACUUUAUGGACUACUUUGACCGUUUUUAUGAUCCCAGUCCGCACGGCUAUCAGAGAAGAUACAUCAGGUUCGAAUACCAAGAUAGAGGUGAGGCGCACCGCGACAAUCUCACCGGUCGGUUCUGGCUCAAUCCUAGUGUCGACCUUGAACUUGUCCCAUUAAUCUACACCCCCGAUGGUAGAUCCUUUAUGAGUCUGCAAUUUAUCGACAAGGAUAAUUUGAUCCUCAAAGCAAGCCGAGAUCUUGUCUUCUGGGCGACUCCGCAGGAUUCACAAGGCCCCGACACGUUCACAUUCAUGGGUGUUCGCAAUGAUCGGUGUGCUCUUGCGCCGCCAACGAAAUUUCUCUCGGUGCAAGAUGAAACUCUCUGUGAAUUUUGUCACGAUGAUGCGCUCAUUCCGCUAAUCCGCACCAGAGCUCUCUCAGAUCUCACUGAAUCCUCGCGCUACUGUCAACUAUGUGCAAUGUGGCUUAGGGCCCUAGAUCAUUCACGUCAAAACCUGAAAGUUCGAGGCCAAGUUGCCUUACUGAGACAGCAUCCAUUAGAGCAAGACAUUAGCGACGUGGCGCUUGUAUUUAUGAGUUCUUCGGUGCUGCCAUACAUUGUAUGGCCGCACAUGGGAUAUGCGUGGGCGACUCUCGAUGCGAUCAGUACCGAUGGUGCGAAAGACAUUAACUUGAAGCCGUUGCCUAGAUCUGAUCAGGCCGACGCUACUUGGAAGUCGGUCAGAGAAUGGCUUGGUCGAUGCCAGAAAUAUCAUAAAGAUUGCAAACUUCAGAGGACACCCACCUGGAAGCCAACCCGGCUGCUCUACGUCUGUAAUACACAGGCUGCGCUUCAAGUCCGCCUAGUUGAGGGUCAGGAAUUACCCGACGGCACUGAGUAUCUGACCCUGAGCCAUUGUCUGGGUGUAGGAAACACUCUUCAACUUACCCGCAGCAACAUCGAAGCCUUCAAGUCCUCAAUUCCUGUUGAUGAACUCUCCCGCGUCUUCAUCGAUGCAUGUAACACCACCAAAAGGCUGAGUCACGAAUACCUCUGGAUCGACGCGCUCUGUAUAAUCCAAGACGACCCUACAGAUCGGGAACAUGAGGUUGGUUGUAUGUCUUCCAUCUACGGGAACUCAUGUCUCAAUCUCUCGGCGGACGGAGAUGAUGCGGCGGACCAAGGGCUCUUCUGUCCUUCCAGCAAGCGAGCCCUCCAUCCAUGGUACCCGGUAUAUAUACGUCGUGAACGGGGCCAUGAAUCGCCUCGCGAUUAUUGCAUAUCCGAGUAUCACAACUGGUGGGAACGCAUCUCAAACUCAAAGUUAAAUCGAGGAGCCUGUGCUCUCCAGGAGCGUGUUUUACCGCCAAGAGUACUGCAUCUGGGACUUGAGCAAGUUGCUCUCGAGUGUUGCUCAAACGCAGUGUGCGAAAGACUGCCAUAUGGUGACCCGACAAUAAGAGAGGAUACCGCCGUACUUACUUCACUGAAAAGGUUUGUUCUCGACGCACGAAAUGGAAAUCUGUCUAGCCUUAGUCCUGAGACUGCUUUUCGGAACUGGAAUCAAAUAGUUCAAGCUUACUCUCAGGGACAGCUCACGAUUGCAACCGACAGGCUCGUUGCGCUAUCAGGCCUUAUUGAUGUGCUGUACCCCGUCUUUCAGCAGAUGACGGAGCGAGAAGAUGAAGUCGAAGAUCGCCAGACUGAAGCGGAUUCAUUGUGUCAUAACUCGACAGGGCUUUUUCUCGCUGGGCUAUGGCGGCCGUAUGCCGAGAGACAACUGGUAUGGCGAGCGAUGUCUCGCGAUCAUCCAUUUACAUAUGAUGGCAACGCACUUUCAGUGCCUGGGAAGCGCUACGACGAGUACAUUGCUCCAACAUGGUCGUGGUGUUCUGUCAAGGAUGCUGCCAUCGUACCACAGGAGUUAAGGUCGGGUAACAUCUACUUCACCAAAGUCAUCGACACAAAUAUCAUCCCUGACAAGAAGCUAAAUCCAGCAACGCAUUUGAGUAGCAUGAGGUACUGCUCCUCACCCGGUUCAUUUCUCCGUCUGCGGUGUUCUUACCUAACUAUCGUGGAGUUGGGGCCUGUGAGCGGCAUGAAACUUAUGAACUUCAGAGCCGCGACCCAUGAGAGAGGCCGGGGCGAGGAAGCGAUUGAUGUUCAAAGUAGAAACUACUGGGAUGUGGAGUUUAGUCAAGAGGCUAUAGACUGCAAGUCGCCCAUUGCGGUCCCCAUCUUUGCCAGGACGGACUUCUCCAACUGUGUAUACUGCCUCGCUCUAGACGAAAGGCGGGGUGAGAACGGGCACAUAUGGUAUAUACGACUUGGAGCCUUCGUGAUCACUUAUCCUGAGGAUGUGACGAGGUUCUGGGAGGGGAUUGAGGAGUUUGAUAAGCAUAUGCCGGAAGAGUGCGCAAGGCAUGAUGGGCUGCAUAGAUUUAAGGACCUGAAGUGGGGCAAGUGUACGUAUGUGAAGAUGGAUGAGGUCUUGCAACGGAUUAUUGAGAUCAGGUAG